GAUUUAACGUUUAGCAAGUUUAUUAGAAUGGCAGAAGUGAAGCUGAUUGGUACUUCUCAAAGCCUAAACUGCAUCAGGAUUGAAUGGGCUUUAAAGCUUAAAGGAGUGGAGUACGAGCUUAUAGAAGAAGAUUUACUGAACAAGAGUCCGUUGCUGCUUAGAUACAACCCUGUCCAUAAGAAAGUCCCAGUGCUCUUGCACCAUGGCAAACCCAUUGCUGAGUCACAUGUCAUCCUCGAAUAUAUUGAUGAGACAUGGAAGAACAACCCUUUGCUUCCUGAAGAUCCAUAUGAAAGAAGCAUGGCUCGGUUUUGGGCAAAAUUUUCUGAUGAGAAGUGUAUUUUUGGAGUAUAUGAAGCAGCUUGGCUAGAAGAAGGAGAAGAAAAGCAAAAGGCUAUACAGUCUGCACAAGAAUUAUUGGCAAUUCUUGAGAAGCAGAUUGAAGGAAAGAAGUAUUUUGGUGGUGAAGUGAUACGCUUUUUGGAUCUAGUAGUAGGUUGGAUUCCUCGUUGGCUCAAUGCUAUGGAAGAAGUCGGCAGUAUCAAGUUACUUGAUGCUGAGAGGUUUCCAUCACUCCAUGAAUGGUCUCAAAACUUCAUAGCAAAUCCAGUCAUCAAAGAAUGUAUUCCACCACAAGAGAAGCUUGUCAACUAUUUCAAUUUUGGCAUAAGCUACAGGCGUUCCCUAGCAGUUGCCAAACCAUGAAAGCUUCCCCUAUUUGGCUGUCAAUAAGAUGGAAGAAGCGAGAACAGUUCAAAGUUUAAAAUUAUUCAAACUCUUUUUUUUUUCUUUUUUCUUUCUAUAAAUUUACUCUUUCAUU
Molecule: messenger RNA, 820 nt
Organism: Quercus lobata
Lineage: Eukaryota; Viridiplantae; Streptophyta; Magnoliopsida; Fagales; Fagaceae
Product: glutathione S-transferase U7-like
Exons: 2
Coding region: 28-705 (225 amino acids)
Biological process (GO): glutathione metabolic process
Cellular component (GO): cytoplasm
Molecular function (GO): glutathione transferase activity
Source: RefSeq, a predicted model, not a curated record